AUUUUUAAAAAUAAUAAUCCAAAAAACAAUAGCCAGAAUUUUGCUUCCCCAACCAGAACAAAACUAUCCACCUCCUCAUCUCCAAACAAGGCUUUCUCAAUCAAGUCAACACUCUGAAGCUCCUACUCAAACUCUCUCCAAAUUCUUCCCAAUUUAUCUCACUCAUAUUUUCAUCUCCAUCACUUUCAUAUAUUUGCAUUUUAUUUUCUAGAAAUUAACCAUAUAAUACCAUAAUUAACAAUUUUGUACUACUUGUAAAUUAAAUUCUAAAAUAUAUUAAUGGCUCUGUAUUUAUCCCCUUUUCACUUCACUUCUCUCUCUUCCAAAUCUGAUUAUUCUUUACCCUCUAAAUUUCCCGGCGCCGCCGUCUUUUUCCGGCGAGAAUUCCCCGGAGCUUCUGUUUCUCCGCCGUCUACUGAUUCCGGCCGCCGUUGUAUCUUAAAAGAUAGGGCACAACCUGGAAAUAAUGGUUCAUUUGAAGCAAGUGAGUCUUCCCUUGUGGUUUGCUUCGGGGAAAUGCUUAUUGAUUUUGUGCCCACAACAAGUGGGCUUUCCUUGGCCGAAGCACCUGCAUUUAAGAAGGCUCCUGGUGGUGCCCCUGCCAAUGUUGCUGUUGGAAUUGCUCGUCUAGGUGGUGCAUCUGCAUUCAUAGGCAAGGUUGGUGAAGAUGAGUUUGGGUACAUGCUUGCUGAUAUUCUAAAGGAGAAUAAUGUGAACAGUGAAGGAAUGCGAUUCGAUCCUGGAGCACGAACUGCGUUAGCCUUUGUGACAUUGAGGAAAGACGGGGAGCGUGAAUUUAUGUUCUAUCGUAAUCCUAGUGCUGACAUGCUGCUUCAGGAAUCUGAGAUUGAUUUUGAGCUUAUUAGGAAGGCAAAGAUAUUUCAUUAUGGGUCAAUAAGCUUAAUUACUGAACCAUGCAAAUCAGCUCACAUUGCUGCUGCUAAUGCGGCCAGAGAUGCUGGUGUGCUGCUCUCAUAUGAUCCCAACUUAAGGCUUCCAUUAUGGCCAUCUGCAGAGAGUGCGCGUGAAGGGAUCCUUAGCAUUUGGGAUACUGCAGAUAUUAUCAAGAUAAGCGAAGAAGAGAUUUCCUUUUUGACUCAAGGAGAAGAUCCUUAUGAUGACAAUGUUGUGCGCAAACUAUACCACCAAAACCUCAAGCUACUACUUGUGACUGAGGGAGCAGAAGGUUGUCGGUAUUAUACCAAGGAGUUUAGUGGUAGAAUUGAGGGUUUGAAGGUAGAGGCUGUAGACACCACAGGUGCGGGUGAUGCCUUUGUUGCUGGCAUGCUAUCCCAACUAGCUUCUGACAUGAACUUGAUUCAGGAAGAGGAUCGUUUAAGAGACGCUCUACGAUUUGCCAAUGCCUGUGGUGCAUUGACUGUUACAGAGCGAGGUGCGAUUCCUGCUCUGCCAACUAGAGAAGCAGUGCUUAAUGCAAUGCUGAAGUCUGUGGCUUAAGAUUCUGGUUUAAUCCAUGUAAUUUUUGUACCACUAUUCCCUCAUUUUUAGGCCAUAAUGUGCUUAAUAAUGUUAUUUGCAAGGUCAACUUUAGUUUAAAUAAUGGCCCUUGCAUUAUUGCAUGUCGUGUAUAUUAGCGUGCCAAGUAUUAGUGUGGCUGCAAUCUUAGGAUUUGCCGGCAGUUUUCUUACAUAUUGUAAUCUUGACUAUUCUUCAAAAAAAUUGAGAGAUAAUUUGCAAACAUUUUUCUUACCCUUACUGGGUUGUGAAUGAAAUGCUUCAAUUAUAUGUAGUUCACCGAAAUUUGGCUAGAA
Molecule: messenger RNA, 1772 nt
Organism: Chenopodium quinoa (quinoa)
Lineage: Eukaryota; Viridiplantae; Streptophyta; Magnoliopsida; Caryophyllales; Amaranthaceae
Product: probable fructokinase-6, chloroplastic
Exons: 7
Coding region: 280-1458 (392 amino acids)
Biological process (GO): fructose metabolic process
Cellular component (GO): chloroplast stroma; cytosol
Molecular function (GO): fructokinase activity
Source: RefSeq, a predicted model, not a curated record